Molecule: messenger RNA, 2403 nt
Organism: Drosophila ananassae
Lineage: Eukaryota; Metazoa; Arthropoda; Insecta; Diptera; Drosophilidae
Exons: 2
Coding region: 1-2403 (800 amino acids)
Molecular function (GO): zinc ion binding; nucleic acid binding
Source: RefSeq, a predicted model, not a curated record
AUGGUCAAGAUAGCAGAACUCAAGGUGGACCAGUUGAGAUUUUUGUUAAGAGAACGAAAUCUUGCAGCUGCGGGAUCCAGAGCAGAGUUAGUACAGCGACUAGUUGAAUUUGAGGAAUUAGAAGACGUGGAGAUGCCACAAGCUAGUGGAAACGUGAGUCAACGAGAGGAAUCGGUGACGUCAAAAGCGGCAGCUAUUUCACAACUGCAGAAUGAAUUGACUGAGCUGAAGAAUAUGAUGGCGCAGUUGGUGAGCAUGCAGAAGCCAAAUGCAGAUGAUAGAGUUAAUGGGCAGCAACGCACAGAGGAAACCAGGAGGAAUAUCACAGGAGACGAUAUUCCUAAUCUACAAGCCAGAAACAACGUGAGACAAGCGUCGGUAAAGGAAAUCGCAGACACUUUGCCAGAGUUUGAUCCAGGAGACGAGAACGCUAUAUCAGUGAACCAAUUCAUCGAUCGUGUCAACAAAUUGGUUGGUGCGUAUCAUUGGGACGAGACGUUUUUAUUAUUGGCAAUUUAUACAAAGAUCAAGGGACCAGCCAAGAUGUGGUUCGAUUCUUCGCCAGUGGUGCACACUACGUGGAGUGACUUCGCGCAAGCUAUGAGAGAUGAGUUUGGAGCACGCCCGGACGAAGCGGAAGUGCAUUUCAACAUGACUAAUGCAACCAGACGAGCAAAAGAAACAGUGAAGGAGUAUUGUUUCCGGAUGUCAGCCCUAGGAGUGCGGUACAGUCUGAGCGAGGCAGCGGUUAUCAGAUAUGUUCGCGCAGGAUUACAGCACCGAGAGUUGCAAAACAGCAUUGCAGCGAUACAUUUUUCAACAAUGAAGCAGCAUAGAGAUGCAGCCGAAUCUUAUUUCGUAAACAGAGGUCGGACAGCAGCAAACAAAAAGGAGUUUGUGCCUAAAUACAACAAUUUCGAGAUGAAACAGGACAGCGAUGUGAAAGCAGCAAAGCCAAAGGAUUUGAAGACAUGUUUCAAGUGUGGAGAGUUGGGACACUUUGCCAAUUCGUGCCCAAGUAAGGAGGAGAAGCUUCGCUGUAACAAAUGCAAUACUUUUCAUGCAAUCACGGAAAGUUGCCAAACUGCAAAGGUGAUGGGUUUAGGAGCAACAAAUCAAGACAAGUUAUUCACCAGAAUAGUCCGUAUAAAUUCAAAGAGCUAUAACGCAUUUAUAGAUACGGGUAGCCAGGCUAGAAUCAUUCGACAGUCAGUUGCGAAUGAAUUAAAGGCAGAUCGGCAUGAGUGCUCUAUGAGGAUUAGAGGCAUAUGUGGAGGAUCGUGUAUUCUUUCUGAAGAAGUCGUUAUCCAGAUGGACGUUGAAGGGAAGACCAUUGAUGCCAAGUUAUACGUAGCAGACGACGAGCUUUUGCAAGAAGACCUUUUGCUGGGACAGGAUGUCAUUGUUAGCGCCCAGUUAUCCCCAAAAUUUACGGCAGACGACGUCGAAGUCAAGCGAGCGGUGCAGCAAGCAGAAACUAUUGGAAGCGAACGUGGUACUCAUAAGCUUCUUGUUAAUAUGCAAAACAAUCAGGAAAGAAGUCAAAUGAAUCAGUUGUUGAGCAAGUUCGAAGAUGUCUUCUCUACAGGAUUGCAAGGAAUAGGAAAAACUCACAUUGUCCAAGCCAAAAUAGAUGUUGAGAGCAACCAAGUAGUUUCCCAGCCACCAUACAGAAUUCCCGAUCAAAAGAAGGAAGUUGUCGCCAAGAUGUUGGACGAGUUAUUGCAGCAGGAUAUUAUCCAACAAUCUACGUCAGAGUAUGCCAGCCCUGUAGUACUCAUCAAAAAGCCGAACGGUAGUGACCGACUAUGUGUUGAUUACCGCCGUCUGAACAAGCUGUUAAAGAAGGAGAAUUUUCCGGUCCCGAAUAUAGAAGAGCGUCUUCAAGAGGCGAAACGAUUUAAGUAUUUCACCUCACUGGAUUUAAAUAGCGGAUAUUACCAAAUUGAGAUAGCACCUGAAAGCCGAAAGUUUAUCGCAUUCAUCACCACAGAUGGACUUUACGAGUUUAAGCGACUUCCGUUUGGGCUAAAGAAUACCCCCGCAAUUUUCAAUCGUCUCAUGGAAGAACUACAAAAGCGAGUGCAUAAAGGAGAUAUGAUUCACUACAUGGACGACAUUCUUAUUGGUAGCAAUAAUUUCGAGGAGAUGUAUGCCAAGCUAGAGAGAGUCCUUACAGUAUUGCGAGAGUGUGGACUAACUCUAAAUCUGGAUAAAUAUGCUGAACAGGAAUUACACACAGAUGCCAGUGAUGUGGGUUUGGGCGCCGUACUGAUGCAAAAUGAAGAGGGUCAACUAAAGCCAAUUGCUUAUUUUAGUCGAGCAACGUCUAAGUCUGAGAAAAAUUAUCACAGUUAUGAGCUGGAAGCUCUAGCCGUCGUCGAGUCGUUGGAGCGAUUUUAG